GAAACCCGCGCGCUCCUCGACCUCAUCCCCAAAAUCGAGAGAGCGAACUUCAAGAUCGAACAUGUCUCAGUCCAGAUUACAAUCGGACUCGAGCAAGAGAGCUUCAGACAAGCCUGCCAGACUUUCCGCGAAACGAAUGUCAAAUCCCCAGAUUGGAAAUGCAACCGCCAAGAGCUCACCCGCUCCGAGCCGCAGUGCGACUCCCAAGGUCGUUAGGAGCACGUCUAUGCAAGAGAAGCCGACAUCAGCAUCUCCGCGCCCAGGCGUCCAAAGAAGCAAUACGACUGCGACCAGCCAAGGGCAACCUCCGACCUCAUCCGCACCUACAGCAGCAGAACCAUCAAUGGGCAAAACAGGGACUGCGACUGGCCCAAAGCAACGUCGAGGCAGCGUUGGCCUCUUCGCUGCAUUGUUUGGGCCAUCGCCUCAGCGACCUGAGAAAAAAGUCGCAUGUCUAACCUGCGCGGCAGACGACGUGCCAAUGUCGAAAUCGGCCAAACUUGCCUGCGGCCACCGCAUGUGCCAUGAGUGCCUCAAGCGUGUGUUCACCAUGUCUAUCAGCGAUCCACAGCAUAUGCCACCCCGGUGCUGCACCCAAGACCAUAUCCCACUACGUCACGUGGAUCGAUUAUUCAACGACAAGUUCAAGAUGCAAUGGAACAAAAAGUAUCAAGAGUACACAACCAAGAACCGUAUCUACUGCCCGACGCGCGGCUGCGGCGAAUGGAUCAGGCCUGGCAACAUCCAGAUCGACUCGAGCAGCGGCCGCAAAUACGGCAAAUGUAGCCGGUGUAAGACCAAAAUAUGCUGCCUCUGCAAUGCGAAAUGGCAUACGAGACGCGAAUGUCCCAACGACGAAGAGACCAAACGAUUCAUUGAAGUCGCCAAACAAGAAGGAUGGCAACGAUGCUUUAACUGCAAAGCCAUGGUCGAGCUCAAAGAAGGGUGCAAUCAUAUGACAUGUCGCUGCGGUGCCGAAUUUUGCAUGAUCUGUGCACGUCGUUGGAAGACUUGUGAUUGUCCGUGGUUCAAUCAUGGCGCUAUUGCCGACGGAGACCGUCUAAACCACUUCAAUGUGCCACAACCACAGGCAGGCGCGCCACCGGGGUACGGCCACUAUAGGCGCGCGACAGCAGACGAUAUUGGCGGCUAUCGUGGCGGCGCGCUUGCAUACCACGAGGAACUAGGACAGCGUCGACGACAAGAGCAAGAAGACGAAAUACUUGCUCGACGACUGCAAAUCCUCGGCAUGGAGGAUGAUGACGAAGAUGGACAUGAAGACGCAAUCGUCGACGCCGUAUUGAACGACUACGCAACCCGCCGUCGUGCUCGUCGUCAGCAUCAGCAUCUCGUGCAGCAACAGCAACUCCAGCGCCGACGAGAGCGAGAAAUGGCACGUGAAGAACAAGCCCGCCGGGAAUAUGGUCAACAGGGAGAUAUUUUUGGAAUCGGUAACACGACCGACCACUUUAUGAAUGAGGAUUACGUGCACGCCCGCAAUCCCGCAAACCUUUUUACUGGACAUUUCUUCGACAAUGCUGCUGCCAUUGCGAACCAGAUGCGCGGUCUCGAUGAUCGACAGGCAUUGAAUGGUUCCUGGGCUCCACCCGGCUUACUCGUCGAAGAGCAGCCAAGACGAGAUACCCGUACAUCGAAAAGAAACCGGCGCAACACGAACACACAAACGAGGGAAGGAGAAGAUGCCUCUCCGGCUGCAAAUCCCACACACGGAAGGAUGAGUUCUGAUCUCACCACGGCCAAUGUGCUCAACCGUCCAGGCGCUGGUCGUCGACGACAUACCCUCAUGGGCAGUGACGGCAAAAUCGGAUCAUGGUUGCAUAAUAUUGGCUGAUGCGGGAUGUUCUUUUCGCCAUCACCAUUAAGAUUAUCAUCUAAUUUCUCACUUUUCUCCUACAUCGUCAUGAAUUUACGAUGAACGACUUUGUCAUUGCAUCGCCGUUAUACUACAGUAUUCUUUCAACUCAUCGACAUUCACGACUCAGCGACUCUGCCUCUUACUGGACGAAUGCAUCUUUAAAAUUAUACCUUUUACAUUACGAGCUCAUUUCUCAUUCACGAAACAUUUAGCUACCCUGCCAUGAUACCAAUCGUUUUUUGCAUUAUUAUACAUUGAUGCUCUCCAUCUUGCAACCCGUUAUAUCCAUACUGUUUUAGGCCUUUACCCGACACUUCAUUUAUUAAUACCUUUAUUACUUUCAAACCAUAACUGGGA
This is a messenger RNA of Xylona heveae TC161, 2233 nucleotides long. RefSeq lists its product as hypothetical. Gene Ontology annotation, biological process: positive regulation of proteasomal ubiquitin-dependent protein catabolic process; protein polyubiquitination; ubiquitin-dependent protein catabolic process. Gene Ontology annotation, molecular function: zinc ion binding; ubiquitin protein ligase activity; ubiquitin conjugating enzyme binding. Gene Ontology annotation, cellular component: cytoplasm; ubiquitin ligase complex. Bases 62 to 1852 code for a protein of 596 amino acids. The transcript is spliced from 4 exons. NCBI's taxonomy places the organism in Eukaryota, Fungi, Ascomycota, Xylonomycetes, Xylonales, Xylonaceae. The record is from RefSeq and is a predicted model, not a curated record.